Molecule: messenger RNA, 2337 nt
Organism: Hypoxylon trugodes
Lineage: Eukaryota; Fungi; Ascomycota; Sordariomycetes; Xylariales; Hypoxylaceae
Product: MFS general substrate transporter
Exons: 9
Coding region: 530-2233 (567 amino acids)
Biological process (GO): transmembrane transport
Cellular component (GO): membrane
Molecular function (GO): transmembrane transporter activity
Source: RefSeq, a predicted model, not a curated record
GGUGGUGAGAAUUAGUAGAAGGGUCCACUCGCACCGUCGGUAAGGUGCCGUACUUACCUAUGGAGCUAGGCGAAGCGAAACGACAAGGUCCGACCAAAGAUCGGCUUGGGACGCAUCAAUGGUAAGUCGCAAUUAUAUUGUUUCGGGGUAAGGUGAGAUUGUUCGUAUAUUACCGUGGUAGUCCCCUCAUUUCGCAGUAUAUACCUAGGUAUCCAGGGCUACCUAGUAGAAAGCUAAUAGAAAUAGGUAUAAGUAAUGCGGCACAGCUGAGUUUUUUAUUUUCAGCCCGAGGUCACCAACCUCUCUGCCGUGGCUCUGACGGCGAAGAAUAUUCUACCCCGCAUUCUUGAUAUAGAUAGAUCUGUAGAUGCAUUGGAACGUUCAGGGACUCUUGGGACCUUCCAUGUUGCUUACCCAGAACCAAUGAGCGUGUGGGAGGCAUUUGUUGAGCGCUGAGUGUAGUCCUCUACCCACCAAUCACUCUUAUCUGAGUAACCUAAACACAAUUAGCUUCUACUACUAUCUUACAAUGACGACCGUCGUUCCGGUAGGAGUAUCUGAGAAGUUGCACUUAGCCGACGAUGAACUCGGACCUGAUGAGGAAAGGAUUGAUAAUGCGAUCCCUCCUCUCGGAAAGCCUGAAACGCACAGGCGAUUUUGGUUCCAGAAGUCGAAACAUCGCAAUCCAGACGACAUCGCGACUCAGCCGAGCGUCUACGAUAACCCAGACAUAGCGGCCCAAUAUAAGCCUCAUGAUGACUGGGAGAACCUUCAUCGAUUCGAUCCAAGGGCGCGAUGGACUUGGGCGGAAGAAAGUAAACUUGUCCGGAAGAUCGAUUUUCGCAUCAUGGUCUGGACGGCGCUCAUGUUUACGGCGAUGGAGUUGGACAGAGCCAACCUUUCUCAAGGGUUGACCGAUAACUUCUUGGAGGAUAUGGGAAUGACCACGAACGACUAUAAUCUCGGAAACACGGUCUACGCCGUGUGUUUCUUGGCUGGCGAGUUCCCAGCGCAACUGUUGGCAAAGUGGCUCGGCCCCGAUAGAUGGAUCCCUUCUCAGAUUUUAUUGUUCUCCGUCGUCUCAGCAUCGCAGUUUGCCCUCAGUGGUCGACCAUCGUUCCUCGUUUGUCGCGCGCUGCUGGCAUUUCUGCAAGGAGGCUUCAUCCCAGAAUGUGUUUUAUACCUUUCUUAUUUCUAUAAGCACCACGAAUUAACUAUCCGACUUGGCUUCUUCUGGACCGGUAUGAUGAUGGCAGAUAUAUUAGCUGCUGUCAUCGCGUUUGGGCUACUCCAUAUGCGAGGAGUUGAGGGUCGCUCGGGUUGGCGGUGGUUAUUCCUUAUUGAGGGGCUUGUUACUGGAAUUGUUGGUAUCCUAUCGUACGUCAUGAUGCCGCCAGGUCCAACUCAGACGGCAGGUUGGUCCCGAGGAAAGAAUGGAUGGUUCACCGCACGUGAGGAAACAAUCAUGGUCAAUAGAAUCAUCCGAGACGACCCUAGCAAAGGAACGAUGCAUAACAGACAACCCAUCACACCGAAACUCUUAUGGAAGAGUUUGACGGAUGUAGACUUAUGGCCACUCUAUUGUAUCGGGUUGACCUUUAACAUCCCAACCUUUUCGCCACAACAAUACCUUAACAUCUCACUAAGGGGUCUCGGCUUCAGUACAUUCCAGACGAAUCUUCUGUCGAUUCCAUAUCUUGUUCUAAAGAUUAUUAAUAUGAUGGCUCUUUCUACUCUCGCGGAAUACACUGGACAGCUUGCUGCAUGCGCGUCAAUUUUUCAAGUUUGGUGCCUACCAUUCCUGAUAUACUUGCGAGUUGUUGAUACCACAAAGGUAUCGAAAUGGUUAACGUGGGGAAUGAUUUCACUAUUGCUGGCAGCGCCUCUUGGUCAUCCCGUACAAGUCGGAUGGAUCUCUCGAAAUUCGAAUACGGUUCGUUCGCGAGCGGUCGGCGCGGCCCUCUAUAACAUGUUUCUGCAAUCAGGAGUUAUAAUCUCGUCGAAUAUAUAUCGAUCCGAUGACGCCCCGCUUUAUAGACGAGGCAACUCGGUAUUAAUCGGGAUACUAAGUCUAAACUUGGUACUUUAUGCGUUGGCAAAAACAUAUUAUGUCUGGCGUAACCGCGUGAGGGACCGCAAAUGGAAUUCCAUGACGGCGGAAGAGCAGUUGGUUUAUCUGGCGGACCAUCAGGAUGCCGGUAAUAAGAGACUGGACUUUAGGCUUGCCUCUUAAAGUCGCGGGACUCUUAGGUCUGAAGAGCAUCUGGUGAAUUUGAUAGGAGGCUCGCUUCUUGUACGUAUCUCAAUUGUCAGAGCAUUUAUCGUUCUAGUAUUUGU